Triplophysa rosa is the source of this 6385-nucleotide messenger RNA. It is a transcript of the gene capn15, whose product is annotated as calpain 15. Gene Ontology annotation, molecular function: calcium-dependent cysteine-type endopeptidase activity. The record is from RefSeq and is a predicted model, not a curated record. NCBI's taxonomy places the organism in Eukaryota, Metazoa, Chordata, Actinopteri, Cypriniformes, Nemacheilidae. Gene Ontology annotation, biological process: proteolysis. The transcript is spliced from 12 exons. Bases 1763 to 5230 code for a protein of 1155 amino acids. Gene Ontology annotation, cellular component: cytoplasm.
UUUCUUUUGAGUUUCGUGGUGAAAACAAAGUCCAAGAUGAUUUGUGUAUAACACGAGCAGAGUCUGAGCAGUGGAUCUGCGCAUGCGCGCUGCUGACUCGCCGUGAUCCGCGCAACUGCGCGUGCCGGAGAGAAACCCGAAUAAACAACUGCAACAUAUGCCUGCAUAUUCGCGGAAAACUGCGCAGCAGACGCAUGCGUGCUGCCAUCACGAGCCGCGCAAACACGGUUGGAGUUUAUGCGCCUUGAUUUUCAGCGGAGCGCGGCAGCAUCAUCCGGUCCGGCGGAAUCACGAGUGUAUGAGGCAAACACCGGCCCACGGCACCGCGCAGUUCAACAGGGAUCGAUCCUCAUGCAUCCGGAUGCUUUCCGUCCCGAACCGCUUCUGAGACGCGCAUCAGUCCGAAGAAACGGCAGAACCGGAGCGCAAGAGUCCUCAGCGGGCCCGGGAUUCAGCGGGCCCGGGAUCCAGCGGCCCGAGACCACUGCACCUCACCGGAGCCUUUCUUUACCCCUUAAAUAUUCAUUGUCGCGAUUUGAGUGUCAAACAUGAUACUCUGCUGUCUGAAGACACGGAUGUGUUCGCAGCCCGUGCUGUCUCGUUAUAAACAUCUGCAUGAGCUUUAGAUGAGACCUGGACGAGAUGCGCAGAUGCGAUAUGCUGGAUCUGGACAGUCACUGCAGCACGUGCAGUUUGACCCUGUGAGCGCUUGCACUGGAUGAGAACCAGAAAGGAGGACCAUUUUGUGUGCCAUCUGAGUCCAUCAGAGGCUGGGCUAUCCCUGGAGACACACAUCAGACACACACACACAUCCAGGGUUUCUGACUACACCCCAUUAAGGUUUCAUUUUCUACAUUAGAAACAUACACUUUCUAGGGACACUAUAUAGGUGGUAAAUGUAAGAGUCUUUUGGAAGUAUCAAUCUGAAUCUGUCAUCAAAAGCAAAUCUGAUUUUGUAUUCCAUUUAAAAGUUGUUUACUCUUUUUAUGUGCUGUGUCAGCCUGCCAUCACAAAAAAAUAUAAACCUGCAGUUGUAUAGCAGUGCGUCCCAGCCUUACUUAAAAUAAUUUGCAUUACUUAGUCUAUUAUUGUUCGUUCUGUUUAUGAGCGCUUUUGUUUGUCAUAACCUCUUAAAAUGUCCACACAUAGAUUAAACUCAUUCAACGCGCUUGUUCUCUGGGACGAUGAUGUUGUCGGCGAUGAAAGAAAUAUUCUCUUCUGCAGGCUGGAUGAAAUGUGACGCAUCGUAAUCCCGGUGACAGCUGCAGAAAGAUGAGCCACGCGGACAGAGAGAGAGAGAGAGAGAGAUGAUUAGAGCGACUGCACUGUGACUCAACCAGAUGCAUCGAAAAACAAGCCGGGACGCAGCGUCUCUGAUGGAGACGGAAACUUUUGUGCUGACUGUUACAGCAUUGAUAUUCUGCGUUUAAACCCGUGAACUGUCUCUGGAGGUUCAGCGAUGUCUUUCAGCGAGGUUUCGUCCUCUCUCUCAGGCGAGAUUACGGCAGGUUGAACCUCACCUGAAGCGCACAGACGUGAGUUGAAGGGCCCGUGGCGCUUGAGGAAAAACGGGGAUCUCGCAAGUGUUUUUAGACUUCAUCGGGCACGGCAUGCUUGCGUGAAUCCCAAACUUUGUCGGUCACCAUCUCGUAAAUCCGAGACUGGAGGAGAUGUGUGAUUGACACUUGACCUUUGUUCGCUUGUGUACUUUUAUGAACGGCAACGAGACGGGUGUGUUUACGAGUCGCUUGCGUUCGUGGCAAUGGGGAGUUCUGCGUCGUCUCUGACCACAGACAGAGAGUCAGAUCACGGGUUCAGCACCGCUCCGUUUCCCCCCGCGCCUCCGAUGGGCUGGCUCAGAACCAGCCACAGCAGUCCGGUGUGGGGGACCACCUUCAUCACCCGCCAACAACAACAGCAGCCAAUCCCACACAGAGAACGCAGUCACUCUCAUUCUCCGGGUUCGAUGGCAGCAGUCGUGAGGAAUUCUGAUUGGUCAUGCGGACGCUGUACGUUCCUUAACUCCAGCGGUUCCCUGCGCUGCUCCAUUUGCGAAGCUCCCCGACAGAAGCCGGAUCUCAACCACAUUCUGCGUCUCAGCAGCGCAGAGGAACCUCGCUGGUCCUGCCCUCGCUGUACUCUCACUAAUCACCACGGAUUAGUUUCCUGUUCCGUCUGCGGAGCCGCUCCGGUUACCCCCAAUGGACCCCUUCUGCCAAAGCAGCCCUCGCCCGUUCCCGUGGAGUCCGUAUCCAGCCCAGAAGCCAAAGGUCAGGUAGCCAAUGGAGAGCCUCGGUGCGCGGAGCCCAACGGGGAGGUGUCUAUGAGUGGCGAGAGUUGCUCAGAAUGGCAGUGUCCUCGCUGUACGUUGGUAAACACCCCGGUGGCGCUGUCGUGCUCGGCUUGCGGCGGCCCACGUAAACUGUCCCUCCCAAAGAUUCCUCCCGAAGCGCUAGUGGUACCCGAGGUGCGCACGCCCGUUGCAGGGUUCCCCACGCAGGCCACGGGAGCAUCCGUGCCACUUCUCAUUGAUCUGACUGAGGACUGUCCACCCCAGGUGCCGUCAGAGACCCCAUCUCCGCCUCCCAAUCCUGCCCCAUUUCUUCCCCCUUCCUUAUCCUCGCUUCAGAAUAAUCCCGUACCUCGCAGCCGCAGAGAAGUCCCGCCCCCCGGACGGCCCCCAAACCCCGUCCCUUCUCCCACAUCCCCCUCUACCGGCCCGUCCACCAAACCCAAGCCCCUUUCAUCCUCAGACAAUUACCCACUCAAGCGCCUGAGCGUGCUGGAGGAGGAGGAGCCGCAUAACCCCGCCCUGCCAGUCACGUCUCCGCCGUCUUGGAAAUGCCCCGGAUGUUCCGCUCCGACGGCUCCUCCCUCGUCGUCCGCAGGCCGCUGCGAUGCGUGUCGAGGCUCUCGGCCUGGCUCGGGUGGCGAUGUCAUAGACGUGAUGGGCGAAUCGGUGCGCUUUACACCCGCGUCACCCUCCAGCCCAGACUUCAGCUCUUGGGCAUGUUCCAAAUGUACGUUACGCAAUCCGACGGGAGCGGGUCACUGCACGGCCUGCGGAUCCUCCAAAUUGCACGGUUUCUCCGAGCCGUCCAGCUGCUCCUCAUGUUCUCGGAAACAACCACACUCCCACUCUCGUGCCUUGACCUCCACCCCCUCUUCCUCCAUCUCCUCGCCGCCGUCCGGAGGGGCACAGGACAAGAGCCUGUGUCAGUGGACGUGUCCUGCGUGCACGCUGCUGAACGAGGGACGGAUGAAGCACUGCGCCGCCUGUCACACGCCGCAGCAGUACCUGAGUCUGCGGAAAACCGGCAAGCCGCUCAAACGCAGGGAGAGCAUGCACGUGGAGGCGCGCAGACGCACGGACGAGGGGGAGGCCAAGGAAUUGUGGGAAAAUAUCGUCAGCUUCUGUAGAGAGAACGCGGUGAACUUCGUCGACGACAGUUUUCCUCCCGGUCCACGUUCGGUUGGCUUUCCUGAGAACGACAGCGUCCAGCAGCGAAUCAAAAAGUGGCUCCGCCCGCAUGAGAUUAACUGCAAUAAUUUUAAGGAUCGUGGGGUGAAGUGGUCUGUGUUUAGAACGCCUCGGCCCUCUGAUAUACUGCAAGGACUUCUGGGAAACUGCUGGUUCUUAAGCGCUCUGGCGGUCCUCGCCGAACGGCCUGAAUUGGUGGAGCGUGUGAUGAUCACCAGAACAAUCUGUCCGGAGGGCGCGUAUCAGGUCCGGCUGUGUAAAGACGGCACAUGGACGACUGUUCUGGUGGAUGACAUGCUGCCCUGCGACGAGUACGGAUUUCUGCUCUUCUCACAGGCUCAGAGGAGGCAGCUGUGGGUGGCGCUGAUAGAGAAAGCUCUGGCGAAGCUCCACGGCUCGUAUUUUGCGUUGCAGGCGGGUCGCGCCAUCGAAGGUUUGGCCACGCUCACCGGCGCCCCCUGUGAAAGUCUGAUGCUGCAGGUCAGCUCAACCAACCCGCGUGAAGAACCCAUCGACACGGACCUCAUAUGGGCCAAAAUGCUCAGCUCCAAAGAGGCAGGUUUUCUGAUGGGGGCGUCCUGUGGGGGCGGGAACAUGAAGGUGGAUGAUAUGGUUUAUGAAUCUCUGGGGCUCCGCCCAAGACACGCCUACUCCAUACUGGACGUCAGAGACGUUCAGGGCUACAGACUGCUGCGCUUGAGGAACCCCUGGGGCCGGUUCUCCUGGAACGGUUCCUGGUCUGAUGAGUGGGCCGAUUGGCCGCAGCACCUGCGGCACGAGCUGAUGGCACACGGCAGCAGUGAGGGCGUCUUCUGGAUAGAAUAUACAGACUUCAUUAAGUACUUUGACUCGGUGGAUAUCUGUAAGAUUCAUCCAGAUUGGCAAGAGGUGCGUCUGCAGGGCUGUUUCCCGUGUCGAGCGAGUAAACCCGUCACCGUUACCGCCCUCACGGUUCUGGAACGGACCGCACUGGAGUUCGCCCUGUUUCAGGAGGGCAGCAGGCGUUCGGAUACGGCCGACAGUCACCUGUUGGAUCUGUGUAUAAUGGUGUUCCGGGCUUCAUUCGGUAGUGGGAAUAAAUUGGUUUUGGGCCGGCUGAUGGCACACAGCAAGCGGGCGGUGAAGAAGUUUGUGGGUUGUGAUGUGAUGCUGGAGCCGGGCGAGUACGCUGUGGUGUGUUGUGCCUUUAACCACUGGCAGAUGGACCUGACGGGAGCUUUAACACCAGUGUCCAGUCCCACCAAUGCCCGGAGACCCAGUCAGGAUUUCCCAGGAUACAUCUUGGGCAUCUAUAGCUCCAGACAGGUGAUGGUGGAGCAGGUGGAGGCCAUGUCGACCACGCUCGCCGACGCCAUCAUCCUACUGACAGAGAACAAGGGAGAGAGACACGAGGGUCGAGAGGGAAUGACAUGCUACUACCUGACGCAUGGGUGGGCGGGGCUCAUCGUCGUCGUGGAAAACCGCCAUCCAAAGUACUACCUCCAUGUGUCCUGUGACUGUACCGACAGCUUCAAUGUGGUGUCGACCCGGGGCAGUCUGAAAACCAUCGACAGCGUGCCGCCCUUACACAGGCAGGUGUUGGUGGUCCUGUCCCAGCUGGAGGGGAACGCCGGAUUCUCCAUCACACACAGGCUGGCUCAUCGGAAAGCAGCGCAGGCAUCUUUGGGCGACUGGACGUCCAGCAAGGCUACACACUCGCCUCAGCUCACCCCAGAUACUGACGGACUGCACAGACCUCGACCUCUUUGACACACGCUUACACACACACACACACACAUGAUAUAGACUAAUACAGACCCACACACAUGUAGGCACUGAGAGGGUCUGAGCGGAACUACUGAGCCAAUCACACGCCUGCUUGCUGAGCCAAGACCCGCCCACUGCAAACACACGUGCUCUGUGCAAGCAUACACACACAAACACGUUACUAUAACGCUGGAGUCCUGCGUACGUGUCAUGUUCAUCUCGCUUUGUUUUCUUCAAUGUAGUUUCUGUUUCUAAGAAAUAAGAGAAUGAAUCUCACUGAAACAUGUUAAUCGCAAAAUGAGAUGAAAUAAGAAAUUAUAUUUUGUGUAACCAUGAACACAUUUUGCUUUAUUAUGUGAAUAAUAUGAGAAUCUGGAGGAAUAAAAAUGGUCAUGGAUAUGUGACGUAGUGAUUAAGGCAAAGAAAACCGUCCUGUUUUUAUGACUUUACGUUAAACAAAAUGCAAUUUCUUGUUUCGUGUUUUGCAAACUGAGGCGUCCUGCGUGGGUUUUGUGAGAUUCGGUCAGGAACGAUCAGCCGUUGGCGAAAUAUUCUGCACGAUGGCUAAUGUACGAGCAUAUGGGUAUACUUGAUUCUGGUGGACAUGAACUGUGUAAACCGUCUCUUUUUAUUUAUUUAUUUCGUGUUUUAGUACAUCUUUCUAAGAGAAGCACAAGAUAAGCUGCUGAGAGAACUAACCCACGGGUCGGUUGGUUUUUACGUCACUGAGCUGUAUGACUGAUCGGGGUGUUUUCAUCUGUGCUGGAAUCUGAUUGGUUGGUCCGUUCUUUGAUAAGGUGUAUUUUCUUUUAUUCAGUACCAUUGUGAAUCAUUGAUCUGCCAUCUUCGUGUGUAUUUUUUUCUCUUCUGGAUGUUGUGUCGGACUGUGUCUCCCUCUGUUGGUGUGUGUUGGGUAGAUCAACAUGAUCACACACACGAACUCUGUCUUUCUUUUGUAUAUUGUACAGCGCUGUUUUCCUCCGCAUCAAAGUACUCGCUGAUGGACGGGAGGAUCAUAUGUAGAAUAUUUUAUUGCGAUUCUGGGAUAAAGACAAAUGUAUAAAAGUUUAAAAUCUGUCUGGUUCAUUUGCAAUCUCAGGUUCUGUUGGACCAAAUGACAAAUAAAGUUAUUUUGUUUCAUUUUUUUAAAUCAAGAAA